Messenger RNA from Pyrus x bretschneideri (Chinese white pear), 2269 nucleotides. RefSeq names its product probable protein phosphatase 2C 12. Gene Ontology annotation, molecular function: protein serine/threonine phosphatase activity. The coding region runs from base 492 to 1784 and encodes 430 amino acids. NCBI's taxonomy places the organism in Eukaryota, Viridiplantae, Streptophyta, Magnoliopsida, Rosales, Rosaceae. The transcript has 10 exons. Gene Ontology annotation, biological process: protein dephosphorylation. The record is from RefSeq and is a predicted model, not a curated record.
AGAAAGCGAGAAGAACAGCUUCAUUUCCGCUUUUUCAUCUCAUUAUUCGCUCUCUCGAAGGAGAAUGGAAUUUUCACAGUGCGCCGGGAUCCGCGUUUCUCGAUCACGCCAACCCGCCACCGCUGUCGCAUCCGCCGCGCCUGGCCCUCGUCUCCUUCCCGCGUAAUCGUCAUUGCUGUUUUUGCUGAUCGGUCCCACUCUUCCUGUACUUUUUCUUCUCCUUUUCUCGGAUUCGUGUUCCGCAUUGCGAUUUCUGUGCAUUUGUUAACAAAAUUUACGGCUUUUAAGACGAUGAAAGUCGUUCGAGUCGUUUGAAGAUCUCGGUGAUUUGUUGCCGUUUUAGCUUCUGGAUUUGGAUUGAGAAUCGGCGAUGGAGGAUUAGAGGUAGGAGGAGGAGGAGGAGAGAGAAAGAAAAGGAGGGGGGAGAGAGAGAGAGAGAGAGAGAGAGUGUGUGUGUGUGUGUGUGUUGAGGUGUUUGAGUUUGGGGAACAAUGUCCACCAGGAGCGAAAAUCAUCAGACGGUUCCGCUUUCGGUGCUGCUCAAGCGUGAAUUGGCCAAUGAGAAGAUUGAGAGACCGGAGCUUAUACACGGUCAGGCGAGUCAGAGCAAGAAAGGAGAGGAUUUCACGUUGGUAAAGACGGAAUGUCAAAGAAUUGUGGGAGAUGGAGUUUCUACGUAUUCAGUUUUCGGGCUAUUUGAUGGGCAUAACGGGUCAGCAGCUGCUAUCUACUCUAAGGAGAAUCUUCUGAAUAAUGUUUUGGCCGCUAUCCCUUCAGAUCUAAACAAAGAUGAAUGGGUAGCAGCAUUGCCAAGGGCUUUUGUAGCAGGCUUCGUCAAGACAGACAAAGAAUUCCAAGAGAGAGCUAAAACAUCAGGAACAACUGUCACAUUUGUGAUUAUAGAAGGAUGGGUCAUAUCUGUUGCAUCCGUUGGUGAUUCUCGUUGCAUAGUUGAACCUGCUGAAGGUGGAGUUUAUUAUUUAUCAGCAGAUCAUAGGCUUGAAAUCAAUGAAGAGGAGAGGCAGCGUAUCACCUCAAGUGGGGGUGAGGUUGGUCGGCUUAAUACUGGUGGUGGAGCAGAGAUCGGUCCUUUGAGGUGUUGGCCUGGAGGCUUGUGUCUGUCACGAUCCAUUGGUGAUCUGGAUGUGGGGGAGUUCAUUGUUCCUGUUCCUUAUGUGAAGCAAAUCAAGUUGUCAAGCGCAGGUGGUAGAAUUAUCAUGUCAAGUGACGGAGUCUGGGAUGCUUUGUCUGCAGAAGAAGCUCUUGAUUGUUGCCGUGGGAUGCCACCGGACGCGGCAGCUGCACAAAUUGUUAAGGAUGCUGUAGGGCAUAAGGGACUUCGGGAUGAUACAACCUGCAUUGUGAUUGAUAUUUUACCACAAGAGAAGCCACAAGCUCCGUUAUCCCAACCAAAGAGGCACGGAAAAGGAGUGUUGUUUAAAUCCAUGUUUAAGAAAAAGUCCUCUGAAUCAUCUUCUAAUGUUGAAAAAGAAUAUAUUGAGCCAGACGAGGUGGAGGAAUUAUUUGAGGAAGGUUCUGCUUCACUUUCCGAAAGGUUAGAUACAAAAUACCCGCUCUGCAACAUGUUCAAGUUGUUUAUGUGUGCAGUUUGUCAAGUAGAAAUUGAACCGGGAGAGGGUAUUUCAAUACACGCUGGGUCAUCGAACCCAGGAAAAGUGAGACCUUGGGAUGGCCCCUUCCUUUGCUCGAGUUGCCAAGAGAAAAAAGAGGCCAUGGAGGGGCAAAGACCAUCAGGAAGAAGACGCGAUAGCGAUAGUGAUUAGGCAACACUUUCUCAGCACUAUUUUCUUUCGAGACCACUAACAAAAUUACUUUGAGGUUGUUGAUGAGUGGGAAGGUGGUGCAUCUGUUGAUACUAUUUCCCUUCAAUAUCUCACCGGGAUUUAUAGAACCAGAUCCGUUUUGGCACUCAACUUAGAAACCCUAUCUGGAUCUAUCUCACAUUCUCAUGUUUCAAGUCGGAAGAUCCCAGAUAGACCUGCAUGCUUCUUUAAGAUCCGUAUUUUUUACUUCAGAGCCACGUAGACAGUGCCUGCCUCCCUUAAAGAGGUUGUGGAAGGGCUGGAUGAACUAAAGCAUAAUGUGCAUCGGAGGUAACUCUCUCUGGAUCCAUACCCUUCUAUUUUACGGAGCUAACCUUGAUUCAAUACACUCUUCGAUGUCAUAUUAUUAUAUUAGGUGAACUUGAUGAGACCUCAGACUGAUUCAUUACACAGUAGGGGAAAUUUGAUGAUGAAUUUUUAUUUUU